CGGCCUGGAUGUAAAAAUCGUGGAAGCAGCCUGACCACCCGCCGGCCAGCCCAUCCUCCCGACCCUUCAGAGAUCUGCCUCAGCUCCUGCCCCACGCACCUCCUCACGGCCCUGCCCUCCCCCUACCCCUCCCCUCCACCUCCGGGCCUGGCCCGACCAGGCUGGGGAUGCUGCCUGUGGGAGAGCCUUCUUGCUAGGCACGGCGAUCCGGGGAUGGGCAGAGUUAGAGCGCCGAGAGGAAGGAGCCCGACCAGAAGGCUUGAGGGAGAGCAGCAUUGCUAAGCAAAGGACUGCCAAGAAGCAUCAUUGCUCUUCUGCCUCCCUAACUCCUCAGAGCGGAGGGGUGGUACCGAAGGAGGGCAGGCCAUGGCUCCCAGCUUCUGGGUCCUCUGGGCUCUGAUGGGCUGCGGACUCUUUCUCUUGGCCUGUGGACAGCAGCCACAGGGCACCGAUGCCAACCGCUGGAGGCAGAUGAUCCAAUGGGAGAACAAUGGGAGGGUGUACAGACUGCUCAACACAGGCUCAGAGUAUGUGCCUGCUGGGCAACACCACCCAGACAGCAGCGCCCGGGUCCUGCUGGAUGACAGCCCCCAGGGCCACAGCCGGAGAGGCCUGGGGGCCACCAUUAGGAGGCAGGCCCCUUCCCUGCCGGUCCGGGCUGGCUCAGACACCAUCCGGGGCCACACCCGGCAUCCUUUCGGGUUUGGCCAGGUCCCGGACAACUGGCGGGAAGGACCCAUCGGGGAUAGCAUUGGCUCCUCCCGGGCCCGCGCCUCCGUUGCCCGGCAACGGCAGGCGGGCUCCACCUCCUCGGUGUCCUCGGCCUCGGCUUCGGCCUUCGCGCAGUCCACCUACCGACAGCUGCCAUCGUACCCGCAGCAGUUCCCCUACCCUCAGCCUCCAUUCGCCAACCAAUACGAGAACUACGAGACGCCCAGGGCCUAUGAUGAGAGCUACGUGUACUACCGGAGCACGGGAGGCGGUGGUACCGGGGCGGCCGCCGUGGCCGCCGCCGGGGUCAUCUACCCCUUCCAGCCCCGGGUGAGGUACGAAGAGUAUGGCGAAGAGCAGCAAACCCCGUUCCAGUCCCAGGGUUUCUAUCCAGCUCAGGAGAGGGCCUUUGUGCAGGUGCCCCAGCUGCAACAGCUGCCCCAGCCACAGCCACAACCGCAGCCGCAGCCCUCUGAUGGCUUGGACAGGAGAUAUUCCCACAGCCUCUACCAUGAGGGUGCCACGGGCUUUGACCAAGCAUACCAGGACCCUUACAACUCUGCUCUGAAUCAGCCGGCCCCAGCCCCGGGGCUGCCCUCCACCGACAAUUUACAGGUCAAUCCCGGGCCCCCAGUUGGAGUGGGCCCCGGGUACGGAACUGACCCCCGCCUGGGCUCAUACCCACCUUACGCCAACGUACCCUCAGAGCCCUACAUGCAGCCCCGGGCUGUGGAGCCCCAGCCACCUUUCCGGGCCCUGGAUCCUUAUGGGACACCAAGGCAAGAGCCCUACCUCCCCAUCAGGAACUCUGAAAGUGUCCAGCUGAAUCCUGAAAACCAGGGCGCCCAGCAGGGCCGUGUCAGUGUGGGCAGCGUGUACAGGCCCAGUCAGAAUGGGAGAGGCCUCCCUGACUUGGUGCCAGAUCCUAACUACGUGCAGGCCUCCACCUACGUCCAGAGAGCCCACCUCUACUCCCUCCGUUGUGCAGCAGAGGAGAAGUGCCUGGCCAGCACGGCCUAUACCUCUGAGGCCACAGACUACGACAUUCGAGUGCUCCUGCGGUUUCCUCAGAGGGUGAAGAACCAGGGCACAGCUGACUUCCUACCCAAUCGCCCUCGCCACACCUGGGAAUGGCAUAGCUGCCACCAGCACUACCACAGCAUGGACGAAUUCAGCCAUUAUGACCUGCUGGACGCAGCCACAGGCCGGAAGGUGGCAGAAGGCCACAAGGCCAGUUUUUGCCUAGAGGACACCACUUGUGACUUUGGCAACUUGAAGCGCUAUGCCUGCACCGCACACACGCAGGGCCUGAGUCCGGGUUGCUAUGAUACAUAUAAUGCUGACAUUGAUUGCCAGUGGAUUGAUAUAACAGAUGUUCAGCCAGGAAACUACAUCCUCAAGGUUCAAGUGAACCCCAAGUACAUCGUGCUGGAGUCGGACUUCACCAACAACGUGGUGAGAUGCAACAUCCACUAUACAGGACGCUAUGUUGCCGCAACAAACUGCAAAAUCGCCCAAUCUUGAUGUUCUUGGGAUCGGAAGGUCCCACACAUGCCCAGGCUCCCUCUUGUGCCCCCACAGCCCCCGUUCUGUGCAGGGAGAUGUACCUGAGACCUGGGCCCUACCAGACACUGCAGGUGGCAACAGGCCCUGACACCUACAGAGGAAAGAGAACCUGGCUUCAUUUUACAAACCUGAAGGAAAUGAGUGAUUCUGGCUCAUAUUUUUAUACUUAACUUUUCUUUAAACUUGUUUCUGUCCCCAUUGCUGAUUGGAGAUUGCUGAUCUUGUAGGUAGAAUAAAACAAGAUUU
Molecule: messenger RNA, 2523 nt
Organism: Tachyglossus aculeatus (Australian echidna)
Lineage: Eukaryota; Metazoa; Chordata; Mammalia; Monotremata; Tachyglossidae
Gene: LOXL1
Product: lysyl oxidase like 1
Exons: 7
Coding region: 367-2235 (622 amino acids)
Biological process (GO): peptidyl-lysine oxidation
Molecular function (GO): protein-lysine 6-oxidase activity; copper ion binding
Source: RefSeq, a predicted model, not a curated record